CGCGCAGAUCGUGAACUGAGCUCACCGGGAACCACAGCGCCGCGCCGUAUAUCGCGCAAAGUAACUUCGCGAGAAGUUUUUUUUUUCUGCUGCUCGUUUCGUUGUGGGACAAUUGCAGGAAUAUUUAUAACGCGACACUGACGGGGUGUCACUUUUGCUCUUUCAUCAGCGCCGCUGAUUAAAUACGACUAGAUUGUCCCGUGUGUUAUGUUGCGUCGUGUAGUGUUUUCCUGUAUGCAGUUUUGUGAUGUUAAUCCAUGACAGGCUAUCCGCUGGCCUCUUGAAGUGUGCAUAUCUCGGCAGAAUGGCAGAUUAGGACGCAGCAGUGCUGUCUGUGUUUAUAAAUAAAGCGCCGUAACCAGAAUCGGUAGUGAAUUGUGUCGGUGGGUGCUUUUAUGACUUUUCCGCGUUUUUUGUUGGUGUGAUCUCUCCUCCUUGGAUUAGUUCAGUCUUAGUCCAAACGGAGCGAGCUCUGGGGGUGUCGAAAGGGAAAACACAGCGGCCUCAACAAUAAUCUACAUAGAAGAGUGGAUCUACGACAAUGGAGGCCGACGAGAUUCAUCGUUGCUCUGGUGUUGUUCCCCGUAGUGAUUUCACCCGCCUGAGCACCAUUCGGGAGCGAAGUAGUCGUAGCAGCAGCGAUGAUGAUUCAGAUUUCUUGGAUUUCCCCCUUCCCCCGGUCCCUCCCACGAGGGCCACUGAUGGGCAGCCACCGAGAAGUGCAGCAGCGUCGGAGUACCUCUACUCGCGGAUGGAGGACUUCGACGAUGAACCCGAGGCAGUCUCCCGGGAAGAUUUGUGUUCGAUCGUGAGCAGUACAUCUCACAACACGUUGCGUAAAAAUUCUUGGAGUGUAACGAGUGGGGGAAGCUCCAUCUCCGCCAGUGGCUCGGUGGAAGAGGGUAUACUUUAUCUGGAUGAUGUCGAGUAUGAGGAACGAUCUUCGGCUUACAGAGAGAAGUCACCUAUCCUGAGAUCGUUAUCCAUUUCGCCGGAACGUCCGCUGCAGCAGCGCCGAAGAAGACGGCGGAGAAUCCGCCGACAGGCGAAAGCAGAUGACAGCACCUGCUGCAAUGAGGAUUUCACUUGGGUUAACUCCCGAACCCAGGCUCCGAAAGCCUCUAUCGAAUCCGAUCGUAGAUCAACAUCCCAUACCACGGUCGGAAGUCGUUCCACUCGGGGUUAUCUCGGUAGCCAUGAAACUAGUACGAAAGCGGGUCCUCACCAGGGACCGGCCUUACCAACCACCGCUGUCGCCGGGUUCGGUAAGCCUCCCCGGCCUAUGACCGGCAGUCUUGACAGAAGACGGCACCAUCAUGGCGCUAGCCGUCAAGAGCGAGAUUCCAAGAGUCGUAGCACCCACUCACUGAAGGAAAAAUCGUCGUCCUCUGAGCUGCACAAGCAGGACUCUCAAUCGAGCAACCUUAGCUUGAACUCCAAAGGUAAAGCAUCAAGUAAGCGUGUGACUCAUGGGAAAGGUCAGAAUGAUAAACUUUGGAUCUUUGAAGAACACCAGCACGAUUCGGGUAACUUUAACAACUACAACAGCAGCGGAAGUAGUCAUCAUAUCAACCACAGCCAUAACAGCAGACAGAGUCCAGGUAUUUGGGAGCCUCCGCCACCGCCGCCUAUUUCGCACUGGGAUCCGCAUUACUACUGGAACUGGAAUCAUCAGAGUCGGGAGGAGCUGCGGAUGAUCGACUAUCACCGAAGGCAACAGGAAGCAGCGUACCGGUACGGGAGUAACGGAGCGCUGAGUAGCUCCCAGGACAUGUCCUGCUCCAGUGGAUGCUGUAAUCGGGGUGGCUAUUAUCAGCCACCGCCCCCGCCGUGCUGUUCCUGCGAGCACAGCCGAAUGAUGUGGGGGAAGGACUGUCAGCGCCAGGACACCGAUGAGCGUCUCCGCCGGCUGCAGUCGGACAAGGAAGCGUUGGCCCUCCAGGUCAAGGUACUGACCGAGCAGGUCCAGACGCAGAGCACCAAGCUUGCCGAGCUGGAGCGAACCGUGGGCGAGAAGAACCAGCUCCUGUCGAACGCGGAGGAUCUUCUGCAGCGAGUAAGCGAAUUUGCCAGAACAGUUGGCAUCCACAUUGACAAACAGAAAGAAAUGCUUUCCCGUUCGUCGUUAGAAACACAGAAACUGGAACUGAUGUCCGCCAUGAGCGAACUCAAGCUACAGCAGGCAGCACUAGAACGGGAAAACUUGGAGUUACGUUCCAGUCUCGUCAAUGGGACCCCCCUCAACAACGGGAACCUCAAUGGUGGUCUUAAUCUUAACAAUAAUGCCUCCAACAUCAUCACGGCCAGCAGUUUACUCAGACGGACAGGGACUCCCGUUGGCAGCGGCGGUCGGAUAAUAACAUCUACCCCGGGUAACUCGCUCAACACAUCGCCCCUGCAUCAUGGUAGUCACGGAAAUCUGCCCCAAACGGCCGGUUCUACCACAACUAGUCCUGUUACACCAAAAACACCUCCAGCAUCCUACCGACAGCGAGUGGACCUUCACUACAGUAGUCUUCCGCGGCAGGCGUUCGCAACGACACUGUCCACGGCCAGCGGGUCCAGUGGAAGCUCCACUGGCAACGGACUCACCAGCACCACCGACUCCAACGCAAACCUGAAGCGCAACGUAGCAUUCGCAGAUACGGAAACGCUUUCGUCCAGUGACCGCACCGAUGGUCAGACUAGUCAGCGCAGCUACACCCCGCAACCUUCGCCAUCACCCUCGCUGAGCCACAAAAACCUGAAGGGUCUGCGGAACAUCUUCGGAAAGAUCAAGCGAAGCAACAGCGGAACACUGGAGGACAUCUCGCCCGAGGGGGGUGUCGGAGAGUUCCGGCGAGGUGGUAUCCGGGCGACGGCCGGGGCUCGGCUAUGUUGGAGCAGCGAAUUUCGACGUCCGGACAAACCCUUCCAGGAGUGGGACAUCGAAGCGCUGUGUCAGUGGUUCGAGCAGAUGGGACUUAACAUGUACGAGGAGGAUUUGAGGCGCUGGCUGAAGGGGGGCGGGGCAGCAGAUCUGGUGAAGGCCUCGCCGGUGGACAUCGAGAAGGAGCUGAACUUGAAGAAUCCGCUGCACCGGAAGAAGAUUGUGCUUGCGGUUGCCGAUUUGACGGACAGCGAGGAGAACGAUGCGUUGCUGAAGGUCGCGGGGAAACUUGAUACGUCUUGGACAAUCCGAUGGUUGGAUGACGUGGGAUUACCCCAGCACAAAGAUAGUUUCUCGGCCGCCCGGAUGGACGGUCGUAUGCUGCACAAACUAACCAUGGAUGAUCUAAUCAGUCUACAUGUGACCUCCUGCCUGCACGUGGCUAGCAUACGGAGAGGCAUUCAAAUUAUGCGAGAGCAGAAAUGGAAUCCGGAAUCUAUCAUUCGCCGGUCGAUAACCGAUGAGUCUUGUGGUACCAAGGACGAUAUCCGGUUAUGGAGCAGUCAUCGUGUGAUGGAAUGGCUUCGGGCUGUUGAUCUAUCGGAGUACGCACCCAACCUACGAGGGGCCGGUGUGCAUGGAGCACUGCUUAUCUACGAAGUUAAGUUUACUGCUGAACUGCUGGCGGAGCUAUUGAGUAUCCCUCCAAGUAAAACUCUGCUUCGGAGGCAUUUGGCCACGCAUUUCAAAGAACUGCUGGGCCGUGAUGUAAUCCAAUCCAAACGUGAUGCAGAGAACACCCUAGGGUUUCAACCUCUCACACUAGCCGCUAAGAUUAAGACUCCCAAAAAGUCCCAGUUCUCGCUGAAGCGCAAGAAGAGCAGCAAGGGGCUCACCGGAGACGAGUGGAGCGACUAUGUGUGCCCGAUGGUGGACUCAGGUCAGGAACAACAACCCACCCAGCAACCACAGCAAUCAUCGCAUCCAUCACAGUCUGCAUCCGCUGCUAGUUCUACCGUUGAUGUUACUACUACUACCAGUGCCACUAGUGCCACCAACCGCCAUCACAGCCACAACUCACACGCCUCAAACGCUUCCCCCUACUCCGCUAACACUAAUCAUGUCACUAGCAAUGCAAUGGCGGCUACGAUGAAGACCCACGGCAGCACUCUCCCCGACAGCAGCACCAGCAGCAGCAGCAUCAGCACAGUCACGACCUCCGCAGUCGGGUCCGAAGUUGCUUCACAUCAGCAACUGCUGAGUAACGUCAGCAACAACAACAGCAACAGCAACACCGGUUCCGAUUCACCCACCUCGACGCGUAGCUCCACCACUUCCACAUCCUAGCAGCGGUUGAUCUCGGCGGCCUGUUCGAUUUCGUCGACCGCCUCCUCGUCGCCGAUCCCGAGCAGCCUGAUGUCGAGCAAGAAUAACUACUUUAUUGCAUCCUUCUCGCCGGUGAAGGAUGUUUAUAAGUCCGUUUCAACCAACUCUAAUUAUUCUUCCUCGUCGUCACUGGUCUCGACGGCAAGCUCGGCCAGACCCCAGUCGCAGCAGUCCCAAUCGCAAACGCAAGCACAGCAGCAGCAGCAACAACAGCAGCAGAAUAGUAAGAGUGGGGGAGAUCUAUCUUCCGGAGUACCUGUUCAGCGGUCAGCCUCCUUCAAUGCGACUUGCACGGUUCCGCUGAGUGUCAGCAAGACUACGCAAGUGAAAAAUUCCGCUUCAUUCAGCAGCUGUUCGCUGUUGACGAAAGUGGCGAAGAAAUCGGGCCUCACUGGAUCACUGACGGCCCACUCGCUACUCAAGUUCUCCUCUUCCAGUUCGGCGAAUAGCUUGCUUCAGCUGAAGCAACAGCAUCAAGCGAACGGGAUCUCGAUUUCCAGCAAUAUCACCGAGGCUCUGGCUAUGGCUGGACAGAACUCAAAUCCUUCGCUGUCGAAUUCCUCCUCCGGAUAUCUGAGGCAUUCCCCCUCGGCUUCGUCGUCGACAUCGUUGGCCUCGUCAACGACUUCGACGGUCACGGCGGCCGCGGCCGUUACCAAUCCUCCCAGUUCCUCCGCCACUAUCAGUGCUGCCCUUUCGCUGUCUCAGUUCAGCAAAAACAGCAUGGUUGACUAUUAUGUUUAAUAGUAAGCAAGCCUGUAGUCAUUAAGCUUUAGGGGAAAAAUUAUAACGUUUUUUAGGUAGAUCACGUGUUAUAGAAAUUUGUGUUUUUUUUAGAGCUAACGCCCUUCGAUGGCCGCCGCAGCUCAUCGAGGAAGACGAAGAAACCGAUACUAUUUCUGUUUUCUGUUUUCUCUUUUGUAAUCAUAAUCUAACGUUAAGCCAACCUGCAAACAAUGUACCAUUGAGGAAAAAAAAACAUUACCGCUAACCCACGGGAACAAAUCCCCACUGAAAAUGACCAGUUAUUUAUACAAACGCAAGGACUAACACAAAAAAAACCUACUAGAAGAGGAAUAUUACAUUUAUACUAAGGACAAUGUUAUCAUAUCUAUCUUGAGAAAGAGAAAGGGGAGAGACAAACUGUUUUCACUUUUUUACUAAUCGAACCAACCAAUUCUCCCUAGGACCAGAAAAAACAACUGUCAACUAUUGUUAGAAAUAGUGUAUGGAAUACACGUAAAACUACUCCUCCUAUUGUAAUUGUGUUGCAACAAGCUUCGCAUCGUAGUUCCAUAGCCGAGUGAUUGUGUUCUGUGUAGCGCCUCAGAGCCACCCCCCCCCCUACCCCCUCCCAUUUAGUUCCGUAGAGUUCAACGCUACCAUCACAAUGUGACAAGUAUUAAGUAUACCAGCUUGGUUGAGCCUGAUUGACCAUUCUCAGUUAGCAGAACCGUUUGCCGUGUAGACAUUAGUAGAGAAAAUCGUUGAAACAAAUAUAGCGUUAAUCAUGUUCGCAUGUGUCAACUUACACGAUAGUCAGCAGAGUAAUAAUGUUUGAAGCCAAAGACAAUAAAUUACACAAGAAAAAAUUAGAUGAAAAAUACACAACCUCCCCCAUUUACAAAAGUUUACGCCAAGUUUGUAUAGAACAAAAGUGAAAUGAUCAAACGUCUUUAACACUUACUGAAAAAUCUACUCUGUCGAUCUUUUCCUCAUCUCCUCAUCUGAAACUCUACUAAAAUGCUACUAUCGCUUACACUUUCCGUCUUUCCUUCCUAGCUUCCUUCUUUACAACAGUCAACAAAGAAAAGCGAAACUUUGCGAACGUUCGAAGAUUUAGUUCACUCAAAAUGAGAGGCGACAGUUUUGUGUGAAACUAAUUCAAUAACUAGGAUUCAAUCAACCAACCAACCAACCAAUUGUUGUUACUAAAUUAAAGUAAAUUAGUGAAGGUAAAAACAAAAAAGCAAAGUAAACUAAACCACGUUAAUACAGAAUGUUAAGAAUGUUGACAGUCAAACAAGCAGAUAGCGAACAAAGUUAAGGCAAUACCAAACCAUUAUAGUUUAGAAACACACACAGUUGUUCCCCGUUUUGCGUAUAUUAACAUAACAAAAUUGAUAAAGAGAUCCAUAGGAAGAAAGAAAAAAAGAGAUACAUAACCAUACACAGCGCAAACCCACUAGCCCUUAAAAACGAUAUUUUGGAGUUCACUGUGGAUAGUGGAAGACUUUACAAAAGUAACAUAUUGACAAAGAAAGAAAAAAUUAAUACAUUAUACAAGAGCGAAGCGAAUGUUCGAAAUUGUUCUGCCGAAUGAAAAAGGAAACAAAAAAAAGAGAAACAAAUGAUGAUUACAAAAGUGACACAUAAGAAUUUAAAAAAACCAGUAAGAAGCAACUAUUGUAGUUCAGUCAUUGAAUAAAUUUAUCAAUAAAACAGGAUCGAGGGAGAUCGUGAAAAGUAAG
Toxorhynchites rutilus septentrionalis is the source of this 6726-nucleotide messenger RNA. RefSeq names its product liprin-beta-2 (gene Liprin-beta). Gene Ontology annotation, molecular function: protein binding. The transcript has 9 exons. Gene Ontology annotation, biological process: neuromuscular junction development. Lineage: Eukaryota; Metazoa; Arthropoda; Insecta; Diptera; Culicidae. The record is from RefSeq and is a predicted model, not a curated record. Bases 542 to 4216 code for a protein of 1224 amino acids. Gene Ontology annotation, cellular component: presynaptic active zone.